Molecule: messenger RNA, 5573 nt
Organism: Manduca sexta (tobacco hornworm)
Lineage: Eukaryota; Metazoa; Arthropoda; Insecta; Lepidoptera; Sphingidae
Gene: pum
Product: maternal protein pumilio
Exons: 16
Coding region: 670-4368 (1232 amino acids)
Biological process (GO): post-transcriptional regulation of gene expression
Cellular component (GO): cytoplasm; nucleus
Molecular function (GO): mRNA 3'-UTR binding
Source: RefSeq, a predicted model, not a curated record
UAGUAUAUCUUUGCGCGUUGCGCGCGCAUCGCAUCUGCCCGACCGACUGAUUAUGGCGGACAGGCAGUGAAGAAUGUUUGUCGCCUUUUCUAAAUCAGAAAGUAUCGACAACAGCCAAUGGCAUAAACCGGGUUUUUUGUAAAAAUUGUACAUUGUAAAUAGUUCUGUGUACAUAUAGUAAUUAUAUUUGUGCUCGUUUUGUUUAGAAAUUGUGUGAAUAGUGUAUUUUUGAGUGUUUGUUCUGUUCAGUUUUCGACGCCGACAAAUAGUUGUAAUCUAAAGUUAGUACACCCGCAAAAUCUUAGCAAUCUUAAAAUUAAAAGUUUGCAAAUUGCGUUCCCUCGAAAACAUUGAUUUCACAUAUCGCCUUUGUUUCGAUCCGUCAAGGCGACCGUUGCAGUACGUGCAAUAUUUUGGUUUUCCUUAGCGGCUGUCACCGUGCUUUGAUUAAGCUACUGUCAUUACAAAGACAAAAAGAGGGCUACACUCGCUAAAUGGCUUCAAUACUGAAAACUACCGCUCGUGUAUAGUGCAUUUGAUCAUGUAAAGCGAUUUUAUUGCACAUUUGGCCUCAGCGGGAUCGAGUGUAUUGUCGGACGUGUGUAAACAGGAAGAUUGCGAGACAUUUUGUGUUUACCAUAGCGAACAAUCGAAGUGGAUUGAAACUGAAUGCUUGAACCUCACGGUAGCCCAAUGAAGUGGCCGGGCACGGGCGCGGAAGAAGAGGCGGGUGAGGCAGGUUUGCAAAACACGCGCUCGUCGCAGGCUCGCGCUCAGGACGAUGCUACAGUACAUUACGUGUUCCAGCGAGAAUCCCAGGAGGGUGAGCUGCCUUCGCUAGCACCCAAACAGCGUUGGGCCGUCGGCGACGACACUAUUGCCGAGAACCAAGAUAAAUGGAAAAAUCCUUCACCAAUAACAAUGAACAAUAUGCAUCAACAGGGGCCUGCUGUACAGUUAAAAAAUUCUCAAACAAAUCAACAACAAUAUAUUAAUCAAGCAAUUGCCUCAUCAGUGGGAACAUUGGCUAUGAAUCCUUCUGUCAUAGGGAGUCAUCCGGCUCAUUUGACUACAAAUAUGGUUCAUACACAAUUAGCUCCUCUGCAAAAUCAUACAUUGGGCAACAAUUUGACAAUACAAAAUAGUGCUAUGAUGAUUCCACCACUACAGGGUAUACAGAAUGCACCACAAUUGGGACAACAAGGCUUGUAUGACAUUCACCAACAUCCUGGCACUCCAAUGCAAGCUAUGAAUGGCAUUGGCAAAAGUGCAGAACAUUUAAUGUAUUUGAGUCAAGCGGGAAUGUUGGCACCUGGCACUAAUCAGUUUCUUCAACAAGGACAAAACCAACUUGGACUUACACCAGUUGCUGCUAUAAGAAAUCAGAUUGCACCUGCUGCAAAAAAAUUAUGGGACAAAGGCCCUGGCGCUGGCGGCGACAGCAAGGGUCCUCCUCAUCUGCCACCUCUGCAACUAAAUCCUGAUCAGAUGUGGAGGGAUCCGACCUGGUCUGCACAAGCGGUGGAGCACAACGUGGGCGUGCCGAUGAUGAGCACGCGUCGCGGCGUCGCGUUUCCAGGUGGCGAUGGCAGCAGCAUCCUGUCGCCGCGCGACACCGCCGGCCUCGGCGUCAAGAUGGUCGAAUAUGUGCUCGGCGGCUCGCCUACCGGCGGGGGUGAGAAAGUGGCUGGCGUGGUGGCGGGAUUGCGCGGCAUGGUGUUGGAGGAGCGACCCGAGGACAAGUCUGCUUCGCCCUUCGAGAAGGACUUGCAUGAGUUGCACGAGCAUGGAGCGCUGCCCAACGGUUUACACAACGGACAAGAGGACGACAAGGCAUUCAACCGCACGCCGGGCUCGCGCCAGCCGUCGCCGGCGGAGGAGGAGGGCGGCGGGUGCGCAGGCGCACGGAACGGCGAGGCGACGGGCGCCUUCCCGCUGCUGCCGCCGCACGCGCUGCCGCAGCCGCAGCCGCUGCACCACCUACCGCACCUCUCCCACCCGCAGCCUCAUCCAGGGAUGUUAGGCGUAGCUCCCUUGCAGGGACUGCCACACCCUCAACAUCCUCAAAUCCACCCUGGUAUGACUCUUAACGACUCUAUGAAUCAGCACAUUGAACUCGUUUUACAAAUGGAGCAGCAUCCUCAGUUCGACAACAACAGUUUUGCAAGUACGCAGCAGUACGGUGGCGUGGGCGGAGUGGGCGGCGUGGGCGGCGCAAGCGGCGGAGUGGGCGGCGUGGGUGGCGUGGGAGGCGUGGGCGGCGUGGCGGCCGCGCCCGCCAGCCUCGUCAACGGCGCCUCCGUGGUGCAGCCCGCGCCCGACUCCGCGCAGCACCACCAGCCCUUCGACGUGCAGCAAUUGUUUCGUUCGCAACAAGCGGCAGCGGGCGGGCAGGCAGCGGCAGCGCAGCUACAAUUGUUGCAGCAGCAACAACAGCAGCAGUUUCAACUACAGCAACAAUUGGCCGCACAGCAAGCUUUCACUCAGGCACCGUAUGUGAUCAAUGCCGGACAGGAAGGCGCGCCGUAUGUGAGCGCUCUUAUCGCAGGCGUACCACCGUACUACGGUGUAGCCGCGCCGUGGGGAGUGUACCCCGGUCUUGUGGCGCAGCCGGCGCAGCAGCAGGCGCAACAGCCGCGCCGCCCGCUGACUCCCCAGCAAGGGGAGCAGCAGGUGAAUGGACAGGGCCAAUAUGUGAUCCCGUACUACGACCCUGGUUCGUUGGUGAUGGGUGGGCGCAACGGCACGCCUCUCCGGCUCGUGUCGCCCGGCGGCGUGCUGGCGCCGCGGCAGUACCAGCCGGCCCCCGCGCACCCCGCCGCCUCCGCCGCACCCCCCGCACCAGCGCCUGCGCAGCCGCAACAGCCGCAGCCCGGCGGCGGCGCGGGAUGCGCAGGCGGCGCGCGGCGCGACUCGCUGGAGUUCGGCGGCGGCGGGCCCGCGGCCGCGCUGCAGGAGUACGCGCGCAAGUGGGGGCCCUCGCCGCUGUCGCCGCCGCUGGGCGCCGCGCUCGGGCCCGUCGGGCUGCGGCCCGUGUCCGCCGCGCCCGGCGCCGAGACCGCCAAGUACAGAGCCGUAAGCAGUUUAACCCAGGGUCUCACGUCAAAUGGCAUGUUUGGAUCGUCAUCGUCGUUGCUGAGUAAACUUGGAGGAGUGGGCACUAUUUCAGAGCUAGUGGGCGGCGGCGUGGGUGUGGGCGGCGUUGGCGUGGGCGGAGUGGGUGUGGGUGGCGUGGGUGCGGUGGGCGGCGUGUCGGUCGGCGCGCUGGUGGCGGACAAACCGUCGGCCGGCCGCAGCCGCCUGCUCGAGGAUUUCCGCAACAACCGCUUCCCUAACCUGCAGUUGCGCGACCUUGCCAAUCACAUUGUUGAGUUUUCGCAGGAUCAGCACGGCUCCAGGUUUAUUCAACAAAAGUUAGAAAGGGCUACAGUUCAAGAGAAACAAAUGGUGUUCAACGAGAUAAUUGGCGCCGCAUAUAGUCUUAUGACAGAUGUGUUUGGAAACUACGUCAUUCAAAAAUUCUUUGAGUUUGGAACGACUGAACAAAAAACUACAUUGGCACAGAAAGUGUUGAAGGUGCGCGGUCACGUGCUGAACCUGGCGCUGCAGAUGUACGGGUGCCGCGUGAUCCAGAAGGCGCUGGAGUCCAUCCCCGCCGAGCAGCAGCAGGAGGUGGUGCGCGAGCUCGACGGCCACGUGCUCAAGUGCGUCAAGGACCAGAACGGAAACCAUGUCGUGCAGAAAUGCAUCGAGUGUGUGGAGCCGACGGCGCUACAGUUCAUUAUCAACGCGUUCGCCGGACAGGUGUACGCACUGUCGACGCAUCCGUACGGGUGUCGCGUGAUCCAGCGCAUUCUGGAGCACUGCACUCCCGAGCAGACGGCGCCUGUGCUCGGCGAGCUGCACGCCCACACCGACCAGCUCAUACAGGACCAGUACGGCAACUACGUGGUCCAGCACGUGCUGGAGCACGGCGCCGCCGAGGACCGAUCGCGCCUCGUAGCGGCCGUGCGCGGCAAGGUGUUGCAGCUGUCGCAGCACAAGUUCGCCUCUAACGUAGUCGAGAAGUGUGUCACGCACGCCACGCGCAACGAGCGGGCGCUGCUCAUCGACGAGCUCUGCGGCUUCAACGACAACGCGCUGCACGUCAUGAUGAAGGACCAGUACGCCAACUACGUGGUGCAGAAGAUGAUCGACGUGGCAGAACCCACACAGCGCAAAGUGCUCAUGCACAAGAUCCGACCGCAUAUCGGCUCGCUGCGCAAGUACACCUACGGCAAGCAUAUAAUCGCCAAGUUGGAGAAGUUCUUCAUGAAGGCGCCGGAGCUGGGCCCCAUCGGGCCGCCGCCACCUAACCCUGUUCUGUAGUCUGCGUAAAGUAUUAACGUCCGCGGAGCUAGGCUGAUGCGACGGCGCGGGUAUCCUCCCGCCUAUUAUAAAUUUUGUGAAUAUUUCGAUUGUACAUUUGUAACUAAGCUGAGAGGUCCACCGGGCGGCGCGGUGGCUCGCGAGGAGACGCCGCGCAACCCGGGCGGGCGCGGCGCCUGUACAUACACACGUAGCGUCCGUAGCGGCAGACUGAUGUACAGAACGAUACGAUUUAACUGUAUACUGUAACAAUAGUUGUACAGCGUCGACGCCGACUCCGGUGCUCGGCCGUCGCGUCACCGCGGCGUAGCGUUUGCGUUUUUAGUUGUAAGUGUUCUAGUAUUAUUCGUUGUUCGUAUGAAUCUAUGUAUAAAUAUUUGAACGUCUCUCAUUCUCGUGUAAUUUAUAAAUCGAAGGAGGGCGACGGGCCCGACGGACCCGCGCGUUUCGUAAUUUUAGCUCGUUGUAGAUUUAAUAUUAGCUGGGCUAGGGGACCUUGAAUCUUCGAAGCGAUGGAGGAAUGCCGCAGGCAGUUCUGGACAAUCGACACUAUAGUCGUGAUUAUAUUAUUAUUUUGUACUAUUCUUCAAGUCAAGCUCUCGUUUAAGUUGUAAGCCGGCUUUAAAAUCGUACAUAGUUAUCGAAUAUUGCCUAGUGCCGGAAUGUAUAGUUUGUCGAUUAUAAUUUUGUGAAAAUGAUAUUUUUGUAUAUUUUUAUGUAAUUAAUUUAAGUUAUUUGGUUAAUGAGUCCCCAGAGUCGAGACCGGGGCGAGCGCUUAUCGAGUGGACGAUGCUUAUGUUAUAGUGAAUAGCGUAGGUUAUAGUGAUGAUUGUAAAGUCCUGUACUGAUAGUUGUAGUUCCGAGGUCUGCCUUGCCGAUUGCACGUCACAAGCGUAGCUGCUCCUCAUUCCCCCCUUUGUAAUUAAUUUUUAUAGGAAGCGUAGUUUCCUACGUCACCUCAGAUUUUUUACGUCUAGAUGUAAUUGAAAAUAAAAUUAUUGUAUAUGGCUGUACAAAAAUGUUAACAAAAUGAUUUGUAAAACCCGUAUGUGAUGGAAUUUAGGCGUGGCGUCGAGAGUGACGACGAGGCAACUGACCGCUGCUCUGGCCGCCCCGUCUGUAGGUUGUACUAGAUAACAUUUAUAUGAUCCAUCUAUUUAGACAUUAAUUAUAAUAAAGCAUUUCUGUAAUAAUAUUACAAAGAA